AUUCUGCAGCAGCUCAGUGAAGCUGUGGGACGAGAGGAGACGAGGCGGUGCUUCCCUUCAGCUCUGUUCCACUCACACUGCACACACACACACACACACACACACACACACACACACAGACACACGCACACAUACACACACACACGCACAUCCCUCGUUUCCUCAAACUGUGGCUGGACUCAUUGCUCACUUCAUCCUGUCCAGCAGCAUGGAAGUAACCAAAGGAGAAGAGGGUGGGAAUGAACAUCGAUCCUCUUUAUUCGGGACGGCCGAGUUGGAGAGUCAGAGCAGGAACACUGGACGAGGCAAGAGCAUGAGCAAGCGGUGUAAAAUCCUCAUUGGGGUUCUGCUGGUGGGCCUCCUGCUGCUCAUCCUGGUUUUGGUCCUUUCUUGGAAAAGACCCAAUAAUGAGACAGGCGGGGAGUUCUGGCUGCAGACGUUCUCCAACGAAACUCCCCAGCUCCUGUGUCCACCUGGCUUCUCCAAGCCCCCCCUCAUCCUCGUGUCCUUGGACGGUUUCCGAGCAGAGUAUCUGAAAGAUCACAGCAGCCACCUCCCCAUUAUCAGCAAGUUACGAGAACUUGGAACCACAACACCGUACAUGAGGCCCGUUUAUCCCACUAAGACUUUUCCAAACCACUACAGCAUUGUGACUGGCCUUUAUCCCGAGUCUCACGGGAUCGUGGACAACAAGAUGUACGACGUGACCCACAACACUUUCUUCAGCUUGAAAACUGAGGAGAAAUUCGACCCUAAGUGGUACCAAGGGGAGCCGAUCUGGAUCACUGCUAUGCAUCACAAACUGAAAUCAGGAACUUUUUUCUGGCCGGGCUCAGACGUUUUAAUCAACGGCAGCUAUCCAAAUUUCUACAAGAUGUAUGACAAGUCCAUUUCGUUUGAGGACAGAGUGUCGACACUGUUUGAAUGGCUCAGUUUACCUGAAGGAAAAAGACCCGACUUCUACACUUUGUACCUGGAUGAACCUGACGCGUCAGGACAUAGGUAUGGGCCAGGAAGCAAACAGGUCACUUGGGCCUUGGAGCGUGUGGACAAGAUAUUGGGAAUAAUGAUGGACGGCCUGACGGAAAAAAACCUGAACCACUGUGUCGACCUGAUGAUCGUAUCUGACCACGGCAUGGAGGAGGCUUCCUGUGAAAAGGCAGCGUUUGUAUCAACCUACCAGGAAAAAACUGACGACUUCAAGGUCAUCCAAGGCCCGGCUGCUCGCAUCAGACCCGCUCGCCUCCCCGACGAUUACUUUUCCUUCGACUACGCCGGCCUGGUGAAGAACCUGUCGUGCAAGGCCGCUGACCAGCCGAUGAGGCCGUACCUCAAAGAAAACCUCCCAAAAAGGAUGCACUUCGCCAACAACAAGCGCAUAGAGAGAGGACAUCUGUAUAUGAAGGAGGGCUGGCAGGCAGCUCUUAACAGUAAGGAAAUCAAGUACUGCACCGGAGGAUUCCACGGCUCCGAUAAUCUCUUCACCAGCAUGCAGGCGAUCUUCAUCGGCUAUGGUCCGGGAUUUAAAAGCAACACUGUUGUGCCACCUUUUGAAAACAUCGAAUUAUACAACGUCAUGUGUGAUCUCCUCGGUAUUCGUCCCUCUCCAAACAACGGGACUCACGGCAGUAUGAACCACCUCCUGACACGUCCAUUGCACCUCCCAGUUCACCCAGCGCAGCUCUCCCAUGAAUCCCCCUGCGAGACCAGUGACCCCGUCCCCGCUGACGACCUGCGGUGCACUUGCACAUCUCAAACCAAGACACAGGAGACGGAUAUGAACAGGCUUCUCAUGACAACUAAUUCCAGUACCAAAGUCCUGCUGCGUCGCCUCCACCAUCCUUUCGGGACGCCCCGGGUCGUCCAGCCGGACGCCGCCUUCUGCCUCCUGCACCAAUCCGACUACCUCAGCGGAUACAGCAGGGACCGCCUCAUGCCCCUCUGGGUGUCGUACACCUUCCAGCCUCUGACCACAGUACGACCGCUGAGCCCAGAGGUGGAGGCUUGUGUCCGUGCUGACGUGCGAGUCCCACCGGCCGACAGCCAGCUGUGUUUCCCCAAUAGAGACGACCCAGAUCUGUCCUACGGCCUGCUGCAUCCCCCCAACCUGAGCUCCAGCGGACCUGAGUCAGACUCUCUCCUCACGAGCAACAUGGCCCCGAUGUUCCCUGCGUUUAAAGAUGUUUGGACACAUUUCCACGACGUCCUGCUUCCAAAGUUUUCACAGCAGCUGAACGGAGUCAACGUCGUGAGUGGGCCCAUAUUUGAUGAGGACUUUGACGGAAACGUUGAUGUGUUCAUAAAAAAACCCUCGGGGAAUGAUUCUCUCACCCCGACCCAUUUCUUCGUGAUCCUGACGAGCUGCAAGAACUCGGCCCUCAGCCCUUCGCACUGCGAGGGCCCUCUGCUGACCCAGUCCUUCAUCCUGCCUCACAGACGCGACCACACCGAGACCUGCGCUAACGGGUCGGACAUGGCGUGGGUGGAGGAGUGGCUACGCUUUCACACCGCGCGGGUCCGAGACAUCGAGCUCCUGACGGGACUGAGCUUCUACCACGACAGGCUAUCAGUGGAGGAGACGCUACAGCUCAAGACCUUUCUACGUAGCACUUAAAAUCAGAGACGUUUUUUUUUUUUAAAUAAAGUUUUAAUCUUAGAGGGAAGCCAUAUUGGUCUGCACCAACAGGCCUCUGUCCACGGGGACUCACAGUAAACCUGCUCUCAGGGGCCAACGUUUCCUGUUUCCAGACCAUAUGAAUCCCAACAAUGAGUUCCAUCCAUCCGUCUAUUUUUUAUUGUAAUGUCUGAUUCCAAAACAAAUUUUUACAGUUAUUCAAUGUGUGAGGGUCACGUAUUUCAUUUUAGAGAUGAUUGUACAGAGAGUUUAAAUGAGGCUCCGGAGCUUUGAACCAAAGACGCCAUCACAUCUGCCGCACUUCUUCAGAUGGGACUGAAACAAAAGGGAAACGUUUAUCCACGGAAGACGUAUUUUAUACCACAGAUGAUUUCAACGUCAGGUCUUUUUUUUUUUUUUAACACCGUGACGAUCUGGAGACUUUCAGGGAUCCUGCCACACAUCUGGAGAAGUGGAAAAACACCCAAAUCCUCUCGUGAUUGUUUUUGUAUUUUCUUUAUACUGCGCCAAUGUCGUUUUUUUUGGUUUUGUACAUUUUUGGCUUGGUCGGUGACAUCCAUGAAGAGAGAAUUGUUCAGUCGAGUGUGUGCGUGCACAUGUGCAGUUUGUGUAUUUAUGGACGGAUUACGAGGCACAGACGUGUGAAAGGCUUCUGACGUCAAGACACCCAGACUGAAACAGACACAAAGCGGUUUCAUACAACGUGGCUUGUUUGUGUCGGCUGUUGUGCGUCUCUUUGUGAGUUUGUGUGUCAUUUUUUUGUUCUCAGCUGAUUUCCUUUUUCUUUCACUUAUUUCUUUCCUACUUUUCCUUUUUUCCCCUUUCUUUCUGUUCAACAUUUUCACAAAUCUCCCAGGGAAUGAUUCAUUGACUGAAAUGCACUCUUCUGAUGUUUGCAUCUCUUUCUAGAGCUUUUGUGUCUCUUCGUCGUCUUUUGUCUCUGUGGUUGUUUGCAUCUCUUUGUGUUUCCUUCAGUCAUUCAGCAUCUUCCUCUCUUCUUUAGUCAUUAUACAUCUGUCAGUAAUCACUUUGCAUGUCUGUGGUUGUGUCUUCAUACACCAACCUCAAUGUGUUCUGUGCCUCUGUGCAGUUUCUCUUGUGAGCACUGUGCAGGAGAAGCAGAGCCCUCAGGUGCUGCAGCUGAACUUCAGCCGGUGGAGAUGGGGAGAGAUUCUCUGUGUUCACUCAUCUGUCCAUGACUGUGUUGUGUGCAAACGUGUAUUAUUUUGUUUUAUUUGGAGUCGGUACAUAAUAAAGUUCAAAUGAUUGAGCGUU
Hippoglossus stenolepis (Pacific halibut) is the source of this 3910-nucleotide messenger RNA. RefSeq names its product ectonucleotide pyrophosphatase/phosphodiesterase 1 (gene enpp1). Gene Ontology annotation, biological process: nucleoside triphosphate catabolic process; inorganic diphosphate transport; negative regulation of fat cell differentiation. The transcript is spliced from 23 exons. The record is from RefSeq and is a predicted model, not a curated record. The coding region runs from base 209 to 2614 and encodes 801 amino acids. NCBI's taxonomy places the organism in Eukaryota, Metazoa, Chordata, Actinopteri, Pleuronectiformes, Pleuronectidae. Gene Ontology annotation, cellular component: cell surface. Gene Ontology annotation, molecular function: metal ion binding; phosphodiesterase I activity; nucleic acid binding.